Astrephomene gubernaculifera is the source of this 407-nucleotide messenger RNA. Lineage: Eukaryota; Viridiplantae; Chlorophyta; Chlorophyceae; Chlamydomonadales; Astrephomenaceae. The record is from the annotation of a GenBank genome assembly.
GACCCCGCGCUCUACUUCCCGCUGUCCUGCUACGAGCGGCUGCUGGCUCCCCUGCCGCCGCACUGCAGCCUCUUCAACGCGGGCUCACGCAUACCGGAGCCGGUGCGCCUGGCGUACAGGGGCCAGUUCCGCCCGCGUGCCUCCCCCGACGACAUCUCCGCCCGCCUGCAGCGCAUGCCUCCCUCCCUGCGGACCGCGCUCAUGCCCUUCCAGCGGCAGGGCGUGGAGUUUGGGCUGGCGCGGGGCGGCCGCUGCCUGAUUGCAGACGAGAUGGGGGUGGGCAAGACGGUGCAGGCGAUUGCGCUGGCGUCGUGCUACGAGGAGGAGUGGCCGCUGCUGUGUAUCGUGCCCGCGAGUCUGCGGCUGGUGUGGGCGGAGGAGCUGGAGAAGUGGCUGCCGCACAUCAG